Lolium rigidum is the source of this 547-nucleotide messenger RNA. Its product is annotated as 40S ribosomal protein S15-like. The record is from RefSeq and is a predicted model, not a curated record. Gene Ontology annotation, molecular function: RNA binding; structural constituent of ribosome. The coding region runs from base 1 to 486 and encodes 161 amino acids. Gene Ontology annotation, biological process: ribosomal small subunit assembly; translation. Gene Ontology annotation, cellular component: ribosome; cytosolic small ribosomal subunit. Lineage: Eukaryota; Viridiplantae; Streptophyta; Magnoliopsida; Poales; Poaceae. The transcript has 3 exons.
AUGCGCUUCUUCGUGGCACUGCAGGCGGGCAUCGGUGCGGAGACAGCGGUGGCCGCUGCCGGGAAGCCGGAGAGGAGGACGUUCCGCAAGUUCACCUACCGCGGCGUGGACCUCGAGGCUCUCCUCGACAUGUCCACCGACGACCUCGUCCAGCUCCUCCACGCCCGCGGCCGCAGAAAGUACAAGAGGGGGCUGAGCAGGAAGGCCUUGGCGCUCAUGGUGAAGCUGCGCAAGGCGAAAAGGGAGGCACCUGCUGGUGAGAAGCCAAAAGCUGUGAGGACUCAUCUGCGCAACAUAAUCAUCGUGCCAGAGAUGAUAGGCAGCAUAAUUUCAGUGUACAAUGGGAAAUUCGUCAUCCAGAUUGAGAUCAAGCCUGAGAUGAUUGGCCACUACCUCGGCGAGUUCUCCUUUACCUACAAGCCUGUCAAGCACGGAAGGCCCGGUAUCGGCGCCACCCACUCCUCAAGGUUCAUUCCUCUCAAGUGAAGGAUCCUGCGGCACUUCCCACGCCGAAGCUUUUCCUGGAUUUGUGAUCAUCUGUUUUGUC